AUUACCACAUCCACUUCGUCUUUUGAACAAUACAACAUGCGUGUGUUAAGCGAGAUGUAUAUUUAAAUAUUUUGCGUUUACUCUUUAUUUGCGGAGCUGUUGUAGCAAUAAAGUUAAAAUACAGCCAGCAAGUUAAUUUGCUGAUUAUAAUUUGAACGGUGCACUGUGCUUUAAGCCACAAUGUCCAGUAUCGAACAAGCAACCACCCGCAGCAUCAAGCCUUUCAAGUCCAGCGAGGAGUAUUUGUAUGCGAUGAAAGAAGAUUUAGCCGAGUGGCUGAAGGACCUGUACAGCAUUGAUAUCGCGGUGAACAACUUUCUGGAGAUCCUCGAAACAGGGUCCAUCCUGUGCUACCACGCCAAUAAUGUAACACGUGUAGCAGGGGAGUUCCUCCAGGAGUACGGCGAACAGGCGCGGAGGAUACACAUGCCCACAUCUGGAGUGACGUUCGUCAAUUCUGCACAGCCCGCCACCUUCCUGGCUCGGGACAACAUCUCAAAUUUUAUAAACUGGUGUCGGAAACAGAUGAAUAUUAAAGAUGUUCUGAUGUUCGAGACAGAUGACCUCGUUCUGCGCAAAAACGAGAAGCACUUUGUGCUGUGCCUGCUGGAGGUGGCACGGAGGGCCUCCCGCUUCGGCAUGGCGGCGCCCGUCCUGAUCCAGCUGGAGCACGAGAUCGAGGAGGAGAUCCGGGAGGAGCUGGAUCUGCCUCAGGAGGAGACGCCGCUGCCCAGGCCCCAGCGCAGGAUGUCCGAUUUCAAGAACCUGGAUGAGAUGGUCCAGCAUUUGGUGAGCCGCUGCACCUGCCCGUCUCAGUUUCCCAUGGUCAAGGUGUCUGAGGGGAAGUAUAGAGUGGGGGACUCCAGCACCCUCAUCUUUGUGCGGAUCCUGCGGAAUCAUGUGAUGGUGCGGGUGGGAGGCGGCUGGGACACACUGGAGCAUUACCUGGACAAACAUGACCCCUGCCGCUGCACCUCCCUCGCCCACAAGCCAUCUAAGCUGGCCGGCCCCCAGCGUCCAGCCACCCCCGUGCACGAAAUCAAGACCCGCCUGACGGUGCGCCAAGACGGCCAGGGCGGAGCACCUUCCACGCUGGUGCUGGGACGCACCCAGGCCCCCCUGGCCCCCGUCCACUGGACCCCCUCCGCCCCGUCAAAAGGGCUGAAACCUGUCAGCAAUCCGCCACCCCGCGCCUCUUCCUCUCCAGACCCAGGCCCCCGAACUGCCCGAGAGCUCCGGCCGCCCACUCCCAUCCGACAGAGGGAGAGGUCAGCCACACCCACUCGCAGACCACUGGCCUCAGAGAGCAGGGUUGACUCAACCCACACGGCCUCCACCAGGACAGGCAGAGAGGUCACGCGCGCAUCACCCUCCCCUCGCCUUGCCAGCAGUCUCCCCCGGCCCAUCCAGCCCUCCCCAGCCUCGCAGCCAGAGACCCAGAGACCCAAAACACCACUGGUCUUCCAGAGGAGCCCGGGCCAGCUCUCCCUCCACCCGCAGCCUUCCCCAGACUCCAGGCUAGCCCAGACCUGGACCAAAUCCCAGUUUUCCUCCAAGCUGAGGCAGAGUGCUACAUCCAGCACAAAGAGCACAGAGUCCCAAAACAGAGCCCCCAGCCCAGUUAACACACAGAGGCAAGGAGGGCCAGUUUCCGCCCGGCCCUUCACGCCAUUACGGUGCCGCAGCCCCAUCAAGAACGUCCAUCCUGGCCCUAGACAAACUGCCGUGCCUGCCCAGCACACUGAAGACAACAGCCCGCCAGAGGCCCUACAAUUCAUUCGCUCCUUUAGUCCAACAAAGCAGAUGAGAGGCAACAUAUUGGGAGAACCGGAAGUGAGACCCUUUACACCUGUCCGGAGAGGCCAGAGGGCAAGCGGUGCGGUGGACCAGUCAGUCCAAAGGAAACCCUCCCCUGACAGCUCCCAGGAAGCCCCUCUGAGCAGCAUUUUAAAUGGAGACACCACACAGAAGAGAAAGCAGGGCUGGAGAAGCUCAGCACACAAUGCAUCAAUGUUCCCUGCUAAACAGGGGGACUCCCUCAACACUAGCACAAUUUGCGUCAGCGUUAUAGCAUCUGACAGUCUGGCUACCGAUCUGCGGGACUUUCAGGAGCUCAGCAGUGCAGACAGAGAGGAGGAUGACAGGGAAGGUGAAAGGGAGUGUCUCUUCCCUCCACCACCCAUCAGCCCUGCUCAAGAGGCCAGUCUGUACCAGAGCCUGGAGCACGAGAUCCUGUGCAACAUGCAGCUCCUCGGCAUGGACUCAGGUGAUGACAACAGCUCUGAAGACACCCAGGAAAUCUACAAGCCGGAGCCUCAGCAUCAGCACGAGCACCCUGCUGAAGAUUUCUCUCUCUUCUCCACCUCCAAGCCAUCUCUUUCUGUCUCGCGGUACACUGCUCAGGGCAUGCCCAGAUCCGAUUCCAGUGAUCCCAGUGAAGUCAGCCGUGAGGUAACCACCAAGCCCUCUGAAGGGAAGAUGCCACUCGACAAGGUAGAUGUGCAAAGCUGGGUGGCUACACUCCCCGGCAGCUCCAGAACCAUUCCCCAAGCAAGUCGUGAGGAGGCGGGCUCAGGUCACCUCACAGUGGUGAAACCCAACAUGACAAGCUCCUGGUCCUCCCUAGGCUCCAGCGUGGAUUCAAAGGAGCCUAUAGAUGCUGGGAGGCCAGGCUACGCAGAGUAUGAUACCAGUGCAGGAGCAGCCAAGGCCAUUGCGGCUCUUGAGGCCUCCAGCACUGCAUCUUCUGCUGCCACCACAGACAGUCCUACCAAACCCAGGACCCCGUCCUUCAAGCAGAAGAGGGCCCUGAAGAAGCCAGAGAGGGUGCCGUCCAUCUACAAGCUGAAACUACGGCCCAGGGUCCGACCCCGACGGGACCACAGGCCUGAGAAGAAGCCCUCUAAGAUCCCCACCCCGCUGUCCUACAGGAGAGGCCAGCCUGGCCGCGACUCGCGAAGGGCCAAAAGGCCUGGGGGCCGAGUCACUAGCCCUGACCUACGCGAUUCACACUGCUCUUCCCCUACCCUCCAACCCGGCCCCACGGCUGCCAUACGCCCCUCACAGGGCAGCUGCCUCAUGAGGGCUAGGGCCACCACAACAAAAUCACUAGAGGAGGGGCUGGGGAACCAAGAGCAGGAAUCCUGGGUGUGACUGCCUGCUUACAUCACUCUUAUGCUUCGCACUUAAUAGCGGGGUAAUUUGCAUCAAAAGUGUCUCAGGGAAAUAAGCUCAUACCACCAGUACACUCAUAUUUAGCAGUGGCAGGAAAUACUUAACAAGAUAUUAAUGUACUAACAUACAUGU
Megalops cyprinoides (Indo-Pacific tarpon) is the source of this 3306-nucleotide messenger RNA. RefSeq names its product GAS2-like protein 2A. Gene Ontology annotation, molecular function: actin filament binding; microtubule binding; cytoskeletal adaptor activity. The coding region runs from base 181 to 3153 and encodes 990 amino acids. Gene Ontology annotation, cellular component: microtubule plus-end; actin filament; stress fiber. The transcript has 6 exons. NCBI's taxonomy places the organism in Eukaryota, Metazoa, Chordata, Actinopteri, Elopiformes, Megalopidae. Gene Ontology annotation, biological process: protein localization to microtubule plus-end; regulation of microtubule polymerization or depolymerization; microtubule bundle formation. The record is from RefSeq and is a predicted model, not a curated record.